AUGUUUCGAUUCCACAAAUCUCUCGACAUCGUCACCUUGUUCCACAAGGCCAACUCCCCGGCAUCGACAAGGGUAGCAACCCUUCUGAAGCAGGUCUCAGCCAAUGCCAGUGAGACUGCCACCGAGGACCAGGCCAGCGACCAUUCUUCCCAAAGCAGCAUCGAGCGGCAGGAGUUUGAGCUCAACGUCACCGAGGAGCAGCCCACGGCGGACCAGCUCAAGACUAUCCUCGAGUAUGUUGGGAAGGCUGCCAUUCCUACUGUAGUCAAGGGUGCACACACGGAGAAUGAGGCUCUGAAGAAGUUCAGGGAGAGCAACAGCAAUUUCCAAAGGCCGGUGACUGUUGAUUGGAACAAUGGGAAAGCAUAUGCUGGGGACAACGAGUCAGAGAUAUUGAAGAUGCUGAAUGCCCUCCCCAAGACUUAG
Molecule: messenger RNA, 426 nt
Organism: Phialemonium atrogriseum
Lineage: Eukaryota; Fungi; Ascomycota; Sordariomycetes; Cephalothecales; Cephalothecaceae
Product: putative redox protein fmp46
Exons: 3
Coding region: 1-426 (141 amino acids)
Cellular component (GO): mitochondrion
Molecular function (GO): oxidoreductase activity
Source: RefSeq, a predicted model, not a curated record